AUGAUAGAUACAUCCAAAGACUUGACGUUCUCGAAUAGUCCGGCUCCUGAUAAGAAGAUCUUGCUCGUGCAAAAUUCCUUGGUAAGUUCAGAGCCAGUGUGUGUGGUCAGAAUCAAAGAUGGAGACACUAUUUCAGUAAUUUUUGAUCAGAUUUUCAAUAGAACUGUGGACAUAGACGACCUGUAUAUCAUCACUGAAGAUUGCACAAUUGUAACUGACCCAGACACUCUUGAUAACAGGCAAAAAGUGAUUCUUAUCUCCGCUGAAAAGUUAGCAGAGCUCAGGAAAAAGAACCAUAAGGUUGAAGUAUGGCCUAAAAAAGAGGAAAGAAGAGGAAGACCUAGAAAAUAUCCUCCAGCUGAUCCUCUUGAAGCUGAGAAAUGGUUCCAAUCUAGAGGAAUAAAGCCUCCUCCUGAAGUCCAGAAGAAGAUAGAUUCGUUGAAAAAUAAGAAAGGUCUUGAGGAUUCGGACGACAGUGAAGAAGGAAAUGGACUCUUUGAUAACUUUGAUGCCCAUACUAUGGCUAAGGCAAGACCAGAAGAGAGCAAGGUAGGAUCUAAUCAUCUUGAAGAAGACCUUGAUUCCUUAUUCAAUAUGGGAAAUAUCCUUAAUUCUGAAACUGCAGAAAUGAUGGGAAAGAAAGUAGGACUUUCAACUCUUGAUGCCAAUCAUGAUAUCUCUGUUAAACAAGAGAAGUUAGGAGAGACAGAAGACGCUAAAAAGAUCUUUGAAGGGAUAAAGAUUGAAGGAGAAUCCGAGAGCUUAAAUGAUCCUCUUGCAAAAGAAAUCUGGGCACCUAAUGUUCCGAUCUCGACAUCCAACAUUCGGGAUAAAUUUAGAGAAGAGAAUCACAAAAUAUUUUCAAAGAUAAAUGCUAGGCUGAAGGCAACCCCGAUGGCUUAUGAAGAUUUUGUUUUGCAAACAAAAGGGCCUAAAUUUAAACUACCAAUCUGAAAUAAGGAAUAUCGUGGAUUAAGUGAGGAUUAUGAGCUUAUACCUGAUUACAUGGGCUCUUUUGCCAGUGCACUUUGUUGAGCAUUUGAUAUUCAAGACUUCGACAAGAUCUCAAUCAUUAAACGUGAUUUUCAGAAAAUAUUAAAUUCAGCAUUUGAAUCAUGGGUAAAAUUGAAAGCUCUAGCGAUCCCUACUCAGACUAAAGAACGAUUCUGAAGGAAUUGGCAUAAUGAGAAAGAAUUUUUGAAAGAUAUAUGUCGGAAACACGAAAUCACCAAGGAAACCUUACUGCAAAAUAUUCAAACAUAUAUGAUCAACCAGCAGGUUGAUAUCUCAAUUUCUAGAGUCAAAUCUGAAGAAUAUCGUACUAUAUCGGUCAAAAUGAGAUACAUCCUUGAUGGUCUCGCUAGCAGGAUUGAUCGAAAUAACUUCAGGACUAAAUAUGAACAUUUUACAAUCAGUUUGGUAAAACAGCAUCAGAAGGUCUGUGCGAUAUUUAAUAAACCAUCAGGAAAGUUGUUUAGGUUCUAUAAACUUUGAAAGACUAGUAAAUGACCACUGAGACACACAAUGCUUAAUGCUACACAAGAGUCCAUAAAGCAACACCAUGAUGGCUUGAUUCUUGAUGGAGUGGAACAUAAUAGUGUCCAGAUAGCACGCUUUAACCUUCCUCGGAUAGGUAACAAAGACAGAGACCUAAGAUCCUGUCUUGACCCAAAUCUAGUUAUAAAUUUAGAUGCUAAUGCUUCAGAAGUUGAUGCUUCUGAAGUUGAUGCUUCCGAAGAAGAUAAAUAA
Molecule: messenger RNA, 1749 nt
Organism: Moneuplotes crassus
Lineage: Eukaryota; Ciliophora; Spirotrichea; Euplotida; Euplotidae
Source: the annotation of a GenBank genome assembly